This is a messenger RNA of Lagopus leucura (white-tailed ptarmigan), 1049 nucleotides long. It is a transcript of the gene HSPB2, whose product is annotated as heat shock protein family B (small) member 2. Gene Ontology annotation, biological process: response to heat; protein refolding. Gene Ontology annotation, molecular function: protein folding chaperone; structural constituent of eye lens. The transcript is spliced from 2 exons. The record is from RefSeq and is a predicted model, not a curated record. The coding region runs from base 89 to 631 and encodes 180 amino acids. Lineage: Eukaryota; Metazoa; Chordata; Aves; Galliformes; Phasianidae.
UGGAAUUCACCCAACUAAAACCUUGCAAUCUGCAGCCUCCGCUCUCAGAGGCAGCGACUGCUUGGACAGGCCCCUUCCUCAGCUCUCCAUGGCCGCGCGGACGGUGCCCCACGCCUACCCCAUGAGCUCAGAGUACGAGUUCGCCAACCCCAGCAAGAUCUACGACCAGAACUUUGGAGAAGGUGUGUCCCCAUGUGAGAUUUUAGCUCCUGCUCUGUACCACGGCUACUACAUCAGGCCUCGGAUCAACAAGCAGCUGGAUCGAGGCACCUCGGAGGUCAGCCUCAAUGACCACAAGUACGAGGUGUUCCUGGACGUCUGCCACUUCCUGCCCGACGAGCUGACAGUGCGCACUGUGGACAACCUGCUGGAGGUGGUGGGGCAGCACCCCCAGAGGGCUGACCGCCACGGCUUCAUCUCCCGGGAGUUCACCAGGACCUACAUCCUCCCACUGGACGUCGACCCCUUGCUGAUGAGAGCCACCCUGUCCCACGAUGGCAUUCUGAACAUUGUGGCACCCCGAACAGGAAAGGAGGUGAAGGCCAGGAUCAUUGAAGUGAAGAUAAUCCAGGAGCAGACAGUGGGGCAGGAAGAACAGUCUGAGGAAGGAAAAGGGAAAGAAGAGUCCUAAAGGCCCCAAAGCUGGGUUUGAGCAGGGAGGGGGGAGAGGCAGAAAAGGGAGUCACUGUGCCAGGCCUCUGUUUCUCACCAUCAGUGUUUAGAAGGGCUGGAACACAGCUGUGCAUAUGCCAGACUUCUGCUUCUUAAGGCUGAUGAUCAGAAGAAGGGGCUUGGAAAUGAAAAAAGAGGGGGACUAAAGUGUUCAUGGAAGGGACUCUAAUGCAAGUUUUUCUCCUGGGUGCCCAGUGAGCACCAUGCUCUUCUCUCACCCCACACUGCAAGGGCUGCUCUCGCCCAAUGCUCUGAGGCUGUGCACCUGCCCAUGCAAUCCCAGCACCUUGCUGGUGCUGGCCUUUGUGCAGAUGCAAUGCUGUUAAGUACCCACAGCUCUUGAAUGGAAAGAGGAAUAAAUCUGCCUCCAAGCUUCA